Lachancea fermentati is the source of this 1617-nucleotide messenger RNA. NCBI's taxonomy places the organism in Eukaryota, Fungi, Ascomycota, Saccharomycetes, Saccharomycetales, Saccharomycetaceae. The record is from the annotation of a GenBank genome assembly.
AUGGGGGAACAGCGCUCCAGAACGGGUUGUAGCAAUUGCAAACGUUUGGGGAUAAAGUGCGAUGAGAAAAAACCAAGGUGUACUAAAUGUAUCAAAAGCAAUCUGGAACACUGCAAUUAUAAAAUUAAGCUCAAAUGGCGGCACUACCCCAAAAAUGAGAACAUGAUCCCAUCCACAGCUAUACAAAAGUCCAGCACUCUGAGACUUCUAGCGUACCCAAGGAGUGAUGGUGUUGCACCAUUAACUGGAAAUAAUACCGCUGCGGAGGGUCAGGUGCCUAUUUUGAGUGAGGAAAAUACUUUUCAUUGCGAAACUCGCAUUGGUCUUCAGCUAUGCGCUCCCGAAUUUUUGACAACUCCGUCAAUCGUACCCAUUGCUGCAGAUUGCAUGGAGCUACUCGAAUUUUUCAAACAGGAAGCAUCUUUACUAUUUAUUGUAGCUCCUGAGAGAAGCUUUCAGAAGAGUCCUUUUUUUAAUCUUAUACCUUCUAUGGCUCUCCACAACGACAUGGUCAUGAAUGCCGUUCUUGCCUUCAGCGCAGCAUGGAAAAAUAAUAGGUAUCUUGAUCGAAGAGAUGACCCGAUCAUUGAAGAAAAGGGAAAGGAAGUUGGUAAAUUCUGGAACACUACAGUCUCGCUAUUACAUCAAAAGUUAUCUACCGAUUAUAGAUUAGAAAAAGUGGAGAUUAUGGUUACCAUGCUCCUUCUUGCCGCCUACGAUCUCUGCUUUUUUGAUGCUCCAAUUAAAUGGAGAGCCCAUAUUAGGGCAGUUAGGGACCUUCUAUCACCUAUACAAAAUUACUCCGAUCCAGCAUAUAAACAUGACUUUUUCUUUUUUAAAAAAUCCAUCCUUUUCAUUUCCUCCUGGUUAUCGUAUAUCGAAAUUAUGUCUUCCCUAUGUUCUCCAAAACAUUCACCAAGUGCACAAAACUUAAUUAAACUGGCAAAUCAAUUAAAAUACUCAUAUAGUAUAAAAACUAUGGAAGAUAAGAGAUUAAGAUGUGAGGAUAUUGAAAACACUACAGGUAUGGACCCUAUAAUACUGAGUUUUCUAGCGAAAAUAGCUGCACUAAUAAAAAAGCUCUCUCAUGUGCCCUCUGAAUUUACCUUGAAGAAUUUACAGGAUGGCAUUGAGCUGGAUGAAGAGCUUGCUGUAUAUAUUGAUGAGAGCGAAAAAGCUAGAGAUCAAGUAUUAUCGACUAGCAUCGAUGCCGGAAUCAAUACAAGUGCCUAUCGGAUUCUCCGAGCUACAAACCUAGUGUUUGCUUUGACUGGAAGAGCACUGCUUAAAAAAAGAGUUUUUGAUUUUGAGCCUCGAAGAUACUCGCUAGUAAAAAUAAUAAUGAGAAUCAUGCACCUGAUAGAAAGUGAAGUAUGCUUGAACAGUUCGGCAGAGUCAUGCAUCUUUUUCCCCCUGUUUUGUUGUGGCUGUGAGCUGAUAAGCUCUGAUCUUCUAAUGUUUCGGUCUAUGGUCUUGAAUCACCUCGAUUCCCUGAUAAAUCGAGGAAUUUCGAGCGCAGUCCAUGCUAAGUUAAUCAUGAAGGAAUGCUGGAUGAGCGAAAAACCAUGGUGGUUACUCUUAGAGGAGAGUGGUAUUGAUUUGGUUUUCAACAUUUAA